Liolophura sinensis is the source of this 1062-nucleotide messenger RNA. RefSeq names its product complement C1q-like protein 4. The coding region runs from base 1 to 1062 and encodes 353 amino acids. The record is from RefSeq and is a predicted model, not a curated record. Lineage: Eukaryota; Metazoa; Mollusca; Polyplacophora; Chitonida; Chitonidae. Gene Ontology annotation, molecular function: protein binding. The transcript has 3 exons.
AUGCCUCUAACACUUGUCUCGGCUGCGGUCUGUCUGUGUGUCAGUGUGUACGGCUGGGGUGAGGUGGAUCAACAACAGUACUACCCCAGCGACCCUUAUGGACCAUAUCCUUCAGGUCACUCAUAUGGACAUUUCGGCAGAGAUGAACGCCAGGGACCCGUGGGAGGUGUCGAAAGGCCCGGAAUAAGAGGUGUCCAAAGACCCAGAAUGGGAGGUUUGGAAAGACCCGGACAGCGAGACGAUAGACUAAGUCCAAAAUCACCUCACGCUCAUGACAAUAAAAUGGGAGACCCACAUAACCCCACUGGUCAUUACAGAAAAAAUGCGCAUCAAGGUUCCGUGCUGCAAACACAGGGAGGUAAUAGAGGUGCCGGAAAUCCCGGGCAAAGGAUUGCCGGACGUCCCGGAGGUGCCGGUAGACCCGGGCAGAGAGGUGCUAGAGGUCCCGGAGAUACUAGCAGACCCGGUCGAGCAGGUGCAAGUGGUGCCGGAAGACCCGGACGGGGAGGUGCCCGAAAGGUUGGCGGUGCUGGUGUUGCUGGAAAAGCUGGCACACCUAACAGCCAUCACGUAUAUUCCGCUAAGAAAUUACCACAGCCGGAAAAUUACGUCAACCCGCAGGACGCCGUGGCCAGCUCUGUUCUCAGAACCACUGACCAGUAUUUCUACAAACCCGCACCUGUUGGCUUUGACCACAUCAUCACAAACAUCAAUGGUGGGUACAACAAAGAAUACGGUGUCUUCACAGCUCCGGUGCCAGGGAUAUAUUCCAUCAACUACCACGUACAAACCAAGAAAGGUAGCACCAAAGAAGCCCAUGUGGAUCUGACGCAGAACGGAGAAGUCGUGAACUCGGCCAAGGCAGAAGGUGAUUGUGUCACGGCGUCCAACUCCGCCGUCCUCUACCUUGACCAGUUUGACCGGCUCAGUGUGAACGGUCGUGAAGGAACCGUGAUUGGUUGUGAAAAUAACGGCUUUUGUAGCUUUAGCGUGUCUCUGGUGAAGCAGGGGAAAUUCUAUGAUCAGAAAGUUGCCAGAGCUGUCCCCAUGGGUAAAUGGUAA